Molecule: messenger RNA, 882 nt
Organism: Westerdykella ornata
Lineage: Eukaryota; Fungi; Ascomycota; Dothideomycetes; Pleosporales; Sporormiaceae
Exons: 1
Coding region: 43-882 (279 amino acids)
Molecular function (GO): 5'-3' DNA helicase activity
Source: RefSeq, a predicted model, not a curated record
GACGAAGCGGGCCGCCCUCGUGAGAGAUCCACCUCAUGUCGUAUGGGCUGCAGUACGACUCGGUGCCCGGGACCUUCCACCAUGUCGGUGAUUGAAGUGAUUCGGGCUCCUUCGAGAAGGCCCUGUAGCCCUGCUUUGGUUCGUAGACGUCGAGUCUGGCUGCCUUGCGCUCCACCACCACGCGUUGGUCGGCUGCAGACAAAGGGCCGGAGGUGGCGAUUGUCCAGGACUUCUUCCCGGAAUCCCGUCUUCCUGAGCACGGGUGCGGUCGCCUCGAUGAAAAUCGCCACUCGGUAUGCGCAUUCCAUCAGAGCCUCACGCAAUGUUUCACCCGCAGCAGCUUUGCUCAGGGAAUGUUCAGUGUUCGCCCCGCCAACCGCCGAGUUCUUCGUCAACGUCAAUUCCCCAGACACCUUCGACCCCGUCACCAUGUCCCGGUACAACCAAGGUGGCAUCAACAUGAUCAGGAAGCUUAUCGGUGAAUUCUUGACGGUUCCCGGAUUACAGGAGAAGGAUAUUCUGGUGGUAUCCUUCUACUCACUCGACGUCAAGCAUCUCACCAAGGCACUUCGAGCUGACAACCGAGACGGCAUGCGAGUUUCCUCGAUCGAUGGCUCGCAAGGGUCCGAGGCGCGUGUGGUGAUCCUACACUGUGUGCGAGGGUGCGCCGGCGACAAGAAAAGUCCCUUCACUCCCUUCAUGACAGACUGGAAGCGGUUGAACGUGGCCACGUCCCGCGCGAAGGACCUACUCAUCAUGGUGGGUAACAUGGAGGGGUGGGAUGCGUGCAAACGCGAACAUGAAGCUCGGUUCGAACAAUCAGCAAAGACGCUUGGGCUCCUCAUCAAAUCCCUCAAGGAUGGAAGAUGUGUCACGGAAUAA